Messenger RNA from Tachyglossus aculeatus (Australian echidna), 6119 nucleotides. RefSeq names its product collagen type V alpha 3 chain (gene COL5A3). The coding region runs from base 151 to 5466 and encodes 1771 amino acids. Lineage: Eukaryota; Metazoa; Chordata; Mammalia; Monotremata; Tachyglossidae. Gene Ontology annotation, molecular function: extracellular matrix structural constituent. The transcript is spliced from 67 exons. The record is from RefSeq and is a predicted model, not a curated record.
CAACCCGCGACAAAGGGCAUCCGGAUCGGAAACGACCCGAUCAGAUCCCGACCCGGACCCGUGAUCUGAACCUGACCCGACCCGGAUCCGAACGGGACGCUCAUCUGACCUGGAGAACCCUUCCCCCUCAUUGUCCAGGCGGAGCCGGGGAUGGAGAGGCGGUGGCCAGGAGGCCGCGGUUGGGGCGGGCGGGCUCUCUGCCUGGUGAUGGCCGUCCUGUCGGGGCUGCCCCGCGGCCGGACAGGUACUUCUAUGCUGCCACAUUCCCUUGCAGCUGACCCUGUGGACAUUCUGGAGGCCCUGGGGGUCUGGAAGGGCCAGAAUGGACUCCCUAUGGUCCCUGGAUUCUGCAACCAGACGGGAAAGGACCAGGGUUCUGGACAGGCCCUCUGGGUGGGGAACGAGACUCAGCUGAGCAUCCCUACCAGACUUCUCUUCCCAGAUGGCCACUUUCCAGACAAUUUCUCCCUGUUGACCACUCUGCGGAGCCUUCCGUCUGUCCACCCAGUCCUGCUGUCCAUCUAUGAUGAGUGGGGGACCCGGAAGCUGGGGUUGAGGCUGGGGCCAGACUCUUGGCCCUCCCUCCCAGAAACCCUUGGUUCCCACUCAUCCCCUUCUCUGACCCCAGUGGUCGAUCUCACGGAUGGUAGGUGGCACAGGGUGGGGGUCAGCGUGGAGAAUCAGACGGUGACACUGGUGGUUGAUUGUGAGUCGCAGCUCCCUCUCCCCCGGAUGGUGCAGCCAAUGAUUGGUGUAGAUAGGGACGCCGUGCUGGACAACAGGUUGGCGGCCGAGGCAGCGUUUGAGGGCAGCAUCCAGCACCUGCUGAUCGUGCCUGACCCUGGUGCCGCCUUCCAAGCCUGCAAACACUUCCUGCCCGACUGUGCCAGCCCCCAGACCGGGUCCCACCUGCCCAUUCAACCCACUGCCAGCCAGCUGGAGACCUCACGCCCCCGAGGCAAAGGAAAGGGGAAGGGGAAAGGAAAGAAGAAAGGGAAAGGGAAGGGGAAAGGCCGAAAGGGCAGGAAGAAGAACAAGGAGCUGUCCGAGAGGCCGGCCCACCCCUCUCUUGAAGGAGACCAGGUGACCCCUCCCCUAAUGGAGGAGACCCAACUGGGAACUGCAGCCCCCAACAUGACCCUUGAAGAUGCCCUGAACCCCUCCCUUGGGACCGUCUCAAUUAAUGAGGUUCAGGAUCCUGGAGCAGAAUCAGCAUCGGCCAAAGGAGAGGGGUUGAGAGACAGCGGACAAGAGGAAAAGGGGGCAGCAGCAGACGUCUCCGUGGAUGCUGUGGCCCCUGGUUUCGGGCCAGAGACCCGAAUCCGUAUCUUCCCGGAUGCUGGAGAGAAAGGGCAGAAGGGGGAGAGAGCAGUGAUUGAGCCAGGUCAACUCUUCGAGGGACCUCCAGGCCCUCCUGGCCCCAUGGGCGUGGAAGGCCCCACAGGACCCCCUGGCCCACCGGGUUUUCCUGGCGACCCUGGUGACAAAGGCCCAGUUGGGCGCCUGGGUCUCCCGGGGACAGAUGGUGCCCGUGGUCUUCCUGGGACUGUGAUCCUCAUGCCUUACCAAUUUGGAGGCGAAUCCCACAAGGGCCCCUCAGUGUCCAUCCAGCAGGCCCAGGCCCAGGCCAUUCUGCAGCAAGCACAGCUCUCCAUGAAAGGGCCUCCUGGCCCCACUGGACUCACUGGCCGUCCUGGGCCCCUGGGCCCCCCUGGAUACGCAGGUCUGAAGGGAGAGUCAGGGCCAGUGGGGCCACAGGGACCCAGGGGACUGCAAGGACCGGCUGGCCCCCCCGGCAGAGAAGGAAAGCGGGGUCGCUCAGGAGCAGAUGGAGCCCGGGGCCUUCCUGGGGACACAGGACCCAAGGGGGAUCGGGGCUUGGAUGGACUUCCCGGUUUGCUGGGGGAGAAAGGCCAGAGGGGAGACCUUGGACCCCCAGGCCGGCCGGGCCCCCAGGGUGAGAGUGGAAUAAAGGGCACAGAGGGACCCUCCGGACCGAUGGGACAGGCCGGAGAGCCCGGACCCCGCGGUCUGAUCGGCCCACGUGGAGCCCCUGGACCCCCUGGGCAGCCGGGUGUGGUUGGAAUCGAUGGUGCUCCGGGCACAAAAGGCGAUGUGGGGAUCCAGGGGGAGCCUGGCCCUCCAGGUCAGCAGGGAACUCCUGGACCCCAGGGUCUUCCAGGACCUCAGGGCCCUGUUGGGCUGCCUGGGGAGAAGGGCUCCCCUGGACAGCAGGGUCUGCGGGGGCUUCCUGGAGUUGACGGCCCCUUGGGUCAUCCUGGUCGUGAAGGGCCCUUAGGGGAAAAGGGGGCUCAGGGUCCAUCUGGGACCUCGGGCUCUAUCGGGUAUCCAGGACAAAGAGGUGUGAAGGGCGCCAUUGGGGUUCGUGGUCUGAAAGGUGGAAAAGGGGAGCAGGGGGAGGAUGGCUUCCCUGGGUUCAAGGGGGACAUGGGACAGAGAGGAGAGUGGGGUGAACCUGGAACCUUGGGUCCCCGGGGAGAAGAUGGAUCGGAAGGGCCAAAAGGACAGGAGGGGCAGCCGGGUGGGGAGGGGCCACCGGGCCCAGCUGGGGACAAGGGCAAACUGGGUCUUCCUGGCCUUCCCGGCUAUCCAGGGCGCCGAGGACCCAAGGGCUCUGGCGGGUUCCCCGGGGCCCAGGGUUUGGCUGGCGAGAAAGGAAAACGGGGCAAAGCCGGGCAAGCUGGACUGGCAGGAGAACAGGGCCCGACGGGCUCCCGAGGCGAGAGGGGUCAGCCUGGCCCCACCGGGAACCCGGGACCUAAGGGAGACCUAGGCCAUCACGGGGCACCAGGAAUUCCUGGAGAGAAGGGUCUUCAAGGGCUACAGGGCCCCCCUGGAUUCCUUGGGCCUAAAGGUCCCCCGGGCCCCAUGGGGAAGGAGGGCCGACCCGGCCACCCAGGAAUGCGGGGUGAAUUGGGAUUCCAAGGCCAGACGGGCCCUCCAGGUCCCAUAGGGGUGAUUGGCCCCCAGGGCAAGAUUGGUGACUCAGGACCCUUGGGUGAGAGGGGCCACCCAGGACCUCCUGGGCCUCCCGGAGAGCAGGGGCUUCCAGGACUGGCAGGCCGGGAGGGGGCUAAGGGGGACCCCGGCCUGGCCGGACUCUCUGGUAAGGAAGGCCCUCCAGGAGUAAGAGGAUUCCCUGGCCCCCGAGGAGAUACUGGAGACACGGGAACAACUGGUCUGAAAGGGGGGGCAGGUCCCCCCGGACCCCCCGGCUCAAAUGGGUCUCCAGGGGAACGUGGCCCAGUGGGCGCUCCUGGGGGCAUCGGACUUCCUGGCCAGAGUGGAGGGCAGGGGCCUCCAGGUGCCACUGGAGAGAAAGGAUCCUCGGGGGAGAGUGGUCCUCCAGGUCCCACAGGCCAGGUUGGAAUACCAGGUUCAGCAGGAUUGACUGGGGCUGCUGGAGCCCAGGGUCCAGCAGGGGAGGAUGGAGACAAGGGCGAGUUGGGGAGUCCCGGCCAUAAGGGCAGCCGAGGGGACCAGGGUGAAACGGGUCCGCCCGGUCCGACCGGGAUGCAGGGUGCCAUGGGGCUCCGCGGUCCUGCAGGAACGGACGGUGAGCGUGGUCGUCGGGGUCCUCCGGGCCUGUUUGGACAGAAAGGGGAUGAGGGAGUGAGAGGUUUCCUCGGAAAGGCUGGACCUCUGGGCCCACAGGGGUUGCCAGGAACACCGGGGGAGAAGGGGGAAAUCGGAGACGUGGGCUCCCUGGGUCCUCCUGGCACUCCAGGCCUCCGGGGGCCUCCAGGACCGACUGGAGGGGAGGGUCCCCAAGGUCAGGCAGGAGCUCUUGGCCAGCCAGGCCCAAACGGAGAGAAGGGUGACUCUGGAGCGGCCGGAGAGCCUGGCCCCCCAGGCAAGCCAGGACCCUCGGGUCCCCGAGGGGAACUGGGGGAGAAGGGUGAUGCUGGACAGUCUGGAGCUGCAGGACCUGCAGGCAGGAAGGGUCCCGGGGGCCAGGAUGGGGCAGAAGGAGACUGGGGUCCUAGAGGCUUCCGUGGAGACCCUGGCCCCCCUGGAGACCCCGGCCCUCCUGGUGCCGAUGGCAGAGCUGGGGACAGGGGGUCCCGAGGAGACACUGGAGGGCUGGGCCCCCCUGGUGCACCUGGGGAACCAGGUGCCUCUGGUCCUCCUGGGAAGAGGGGCACCCUGGGUCAUGAAGGCCAUGAGGGCCCACAAGGAGAGAAAGGAGCCAAGGGGGGGAAGGGCAAAGAUGGCCCCCCUGGCAAAACAGGGCCUGUGGGGGUACAAGGCCCCCCUGGGCGGCAUGGAGCUGAGGGUCUUCGAGGGAUCCCUGGGGCCACGGGUGAGCAGGGACUCCUGGGUCCCCCGGGCCAGACGGGUCCCCCCGGCCCCCUGGGUCCGAGCGGCCUGCCAGGUCUGAGAGGGGAUCCCGGCUUGAAAGGGGAAAAGGGCCACAUCGGUUUAAACGGACUCUUUGGCGCUCCAGGGGAGCAUGGAGAGAAGGGAGACAGGGGGCUACCAGGCCCCCAGGGCACACAGGGUCCAAAGGGAGAGCCGGGUCUUCGUGGCCCCGUUGGACCCCUUGGGCCUCCUGGGUCUCCGGGUUUGGUGGGUCCUCUGGGCCAGAAAGGAUCAAAGGGAUCAGUGGGACCCAUUGGCCCAAGAGGAGACACAGGGCCCCCCGGACCUCCCGGGCCUCCGGGUCAUCCUGCUGAGUCCUUGUCUGUGGCCGGCAUGGCUAGGAGGCGUCGGUCUCCUGUCAGUUCUGAGGGUCUGGGAGAUGGCGUGGAGGAAGUCUACGCUUCACUCAACUCUCUGAAGAUGGAGGUGGAGAGACUGAGACUGCCAGAAGGCACCCAGGACAGUCCUGGGCUAGUGUGCAAGGAGCUGUACGUGGGCCACCCACACCUGACAGAUGGGGAGUACUGGAUCGAUCCCAAUCAGGGCUGUUCGCGGGACUCCUUCAAAGUUUUCUGCAACUUCAGCGCUGGAGGAGAGACCUGCCUCUUCCCCGACAAGAAGUUUGAGUUGGUGAAGCUGGCCUCCUGGAACAAGGAGAGGCCGGGGGGCUGGUACAGCACAUUCAGGAGAGGAAAAAAGUUCUCCUACGUGGAUGCAGAGGGUCAUCCAGUCCUCCCCGUCCAGCUGACAUUCCUGAAGCUACUGAGCGGGUCUGCCCAUCAGACCUUCACCUACCACUGCCAGAACUCGGCUCCCUGGUUCGACGCCACCGUGGGCAACUAUGCCCAUUCCCUCCGUUUCCUGGGUGCCGACGAAGGGGAACUGUCCCACAACCAGACUGCAGCAGCUAUCCGAGUGCAUUCUGACGACUGCAGGAUGCGGAAGGGCCAGGCCAGGACGGUGAUGGAGGUGUCAUCCCUCCGGGUGGGUCAGCUUCCUCUCCAAGACGUGGCCGUAUCAGACUUUGGACAGACCAACCAGAAGUUUGGGUUUGAGCUGGGCCCGGUCUGCUUUGGUGGUUGAGAGAGGAGGAGACUUUGGUGCUAGGGCUGGGGGGCCCUGAGCCCAGACAGACCUGGUAGGGGGGUUGAGUUUCAGGAUGGUGCCUUUCCUGCCCUACUCUCAAGGCAAUGGGCACACAGGAAGGGUGGGUGGCAGACAGCCAGUAAGGGUCCCCGUCCCCUGAGCCCUCCCCUCUCCCUGCGUCCGGCCUCAUCUGCUAUUUAUUCCCAGGGUCCCCAGCCUGGUUUCCAGUUCCUCUGGUGUCUGCUCUGAAGCCCUUGCUGAGGGGGGAGCGUGGUGGUGGUGGGGGGUCACUCAGAUCAGACCUCCCCCACCUCUUCAUGCCCAUGGCUGGACGGUCCUGUGAUCCCAGCACAUAUUUCUGGUUCAGGGUCUGUUGUCCCCCUCAUCAUCUCCCCACUGCCCCCCUCCCCCACUCCCGAGGAGGUGCAGCGCUUAAAUCUCACUGGCGGAAGGAUAGGGGGUCUGCCUCGUCUCUCCUUAGCCCCCCUGCUCCUGGACUGGGUCAGAGUACCCCUCUGCCCCCCAACUCUCACCCCAGUUCUCUGGCUCCAGGAAUGGUGCUCUACGCCCUCCGCAGAUUUUGUAUGGUGCUUUGGCUCUGGCCUCCUGUAACCCUACCUGUAUUAACGAGGACAAUAAAAAUCCACCUC